AAAUGAAUUUUUCCUUCUGUAAAAGCUCUUUUAUAGUGACCAAUGACCCAGUACUUUUGCCCCUCUAUUUUUGUCUGUGCCUAGACCUCUUCUAAUAAACCCUCUGCACACUAGUUGGAACCGCUGUGUUUCAGGUUUUUUUGGUGGCCAUUUGGAGUGGAGGGCUGAAUGAGAGCUAGUUGUCAUAUUUGCAGAGGUUUCAAUAAGAGGGAGCUAACUCAUGAUGGUGAUCUUAGUUACUCAUUUUGAACCAUGUUCAUGGACAAAAAAUUAGGUUGGAAACAGUUAACGAAAAUUAAUGAUAUGUUUAUUUUCAGGCAUUGCAGAGACUAGUAAGUCAGUUCCAGAAGAGAGACUGGCAGCGUGGCUGGACUGUCACAAACAACUCCAGGAGCAUAUUUGCAGUCUGGAAGAGCAUGAUGGAUGGUACCACCUCCUUGAGCCAGGCCAGGGUUGCUGCCUCAGACAACUAUCGUACUGUGAGCAUAGAGGCAACUAAAACAGCUCGGCUGUCAAAAGAGCACUUGUUCAAAAAGGGCAUGGAGCAGUUACUGAACAUACAAGUUGAGCUGCAAGAGACAGUGAAGGAAGUGAGCAAAACCAAGAAGCAUUACACACAGAUCCAGCGGGCCAAUGAAGUAGCCAGGGAAAAGGCUGCUGAUGUGGAUGCCAGGCUCAGGAAGAGCGAUCACGGCAUAUUUCAUACCAAAACCAGCUUGCAAAAGCUCAGUGCCAAGUUCUCUGUGCAGCUGGCAGAGAAUUCACAGCAGUUGGUGAUGGCACGAAAUGAGUACCUCUUGACUCUGGCAGCUGCUAGUGCCCAUCUGGGACACUACUACCACGAAGAGCUGCCAAUUGUUUUGAAGAUGCUAGAUGGGGACCUUUAUGAACGGCUCAGAGACCAGCUCACCCUGAUUAACAAAACUGAAUUAGAAGUCUGCCAAGGCACGCAAGAAUUUUUUCAGGUUCUUCUGGAUGAGUCUGCACAGGUCUGCCGGGAGGAGAAUCUUCACCUCUUCCUGCAGGAAAAUAAUACUGCUUUCGCACCAAUGGUCAUACCAUCUUUCCAGCCAGCAGGAGCUGACCAGGUGACAUCACUCCUGGAUACAGGUGGCAGUAAUGCUGUGGAUAUUGGGCUGGAGAAGGAAGCACGCCGCUGGGCUGCUCGUGCAGCCAGAGAUUAUAAGAUCCAAACUGUCAGUGAGGAGGUUCUACAGAGAAUGGAAACCAGGAGGCAACAGGUUCCUGAGGUAGAGAUGCCCAGUAUGGAAAAAAGGAUGGAAGAAAUAAGAGAGAACAUACGUAAGGCAGAGAUCAGCAAAGUGAAAUCUGAGGCACGGUUAAUGCUGCUGCGAGAGGCAGGCCUGGAUGUAGACACUUGGCUGGCAAGUGCCAUGGGGCAAGUGCUGGAUGAAAUGGAGCAAGAGCGGCGGCUCAGUGAAGCUCGCAGGUCUGAGCAGGGCUCAACGCCUACGGCAGAAGAUUUUGAUCUUGCUGAGUUUGAAGAUUAUGAUGACAGCACAGACCUGUUUGAGGACACAAGGCCAAGCCCCAGCAUGGCUCGAGUCUACCCUUCUUCCUGUAGAGUGUUCUUCCCCUACCAGGCCUGCCAAUCUGAUGAGCUGACCAUUGUCCAGGGUGAGGAGUUAGAGGUCAUUGAAGAUGGUGAUGUGGAGGAAUGGGUCAAGGCACGUAACAGUGCAGGACAGGUUGGGUAUGUCCCUGAGAAGUACCUCCUCUUUCUGGAUUCAGUAAGCAGGGAUCGACCAAUCCCAGAUGGGAACAGCCAGGAAGGGUCCUCUGAUGUGGCCUUGGAGAGGGAACUGACGGAUAUCAUGAGCAUGGACCUGAUGUUGGAGCCUGGAGCUUCACUGGUGCGAGCACUCUACGACUAUGAGGGACAGAGCUCAGAGGAACUCAGCUUUCCUGAGGGAGCCAUAAUCCGGGUGCUGCCCAGGGAAGAGGGAGCUGUGGAUGAUGGCUUCUGGAAAGGAGACUUCAAUGGGAGAGUUGGGGUCUUCCCAUCACUGGUGGUGCAAGAAAUAACUGGCAUUCAGGAGGGCACUGAGCAGGAAUUACCUUCACCAUCCCCCCAGCCUUCUCCCCUCCAGUCUUUGAUCAUGGCAUAGUCUCUUCUCCGAUAUUCAACCAGGAGGUGGCUGGCAUGGAAACAUGGCAAGUGGGUGCAGUUCACCUGACCUGAACGUACCACGCAUUCGCCCAGUUCGAGCUCCCCCACCUCCACCAUCUAAGGCUUCAGAAGCUGAUCUAAUGUCUGGCCUUGAUUAACCCUACACAUCUCAGGGAAUAGGAUUCCUACAAAGAUUUACAUCCACUGAAGACUGGUGGUGACCCUAGGCAAAGCUGUUUCUGCUUCAACCUGUCGGGUGUUAGUAGUUGCUUUGGAGCUUGUGCCCACAUUCUCAAGCACCACUAUGUAGGCAAUGCUGGGAGGAGCACUGCCACUGCUAUGAUGAGCUUCUCUACCUCAGACCAGGAGAAUAUGCCCAGAGUAAUUAUUCCAGAAGAGUUUGCCAAGGAUAUGGACACAUGUAUAUCCAUCUGUAUACUGGGCUUCAGCCCUGCAGCCUAACACCUUGAGAUGUCAGGCUCCCCCUGUCAUGGAUGUUCCUUGGACCGUGACAUGAGGCUAUGCAAGCAUCUUUCCUUUCUCUGGAUCAGGACAUGAGCUGGUCUCUCCCUUUGCUUUAAAUGCUGCAAGUUAGCAUUUGUUUGCACUUUUAUCUGUCAACUCUUUUUGUCCUUCCAAAAUGGCAAGACAGGAACUACUGUUGUCCUAAACUGCCUCUGGUUCUUUUACUGCCCUCUGCAGUGGGCUGGCUCCUGUGCUGCAUCCCUGGUAGGAUGGGUGGGUGUAGACCCAAUAAACAAACACAAUUCUGCACAUUU
Molecule: messenger RNA, 2910 nt
Organism: Sceloporus undulatus (fence lizard)
Lineage: Eukaryota; Metazoa; Chordata; Lepidosauria; Squamata; Phrynosomatidae
Gene: FCHSD1
Product: FCH and double SH3 domains 1
Exons: 17
Coding region: 417-2129 (570 amino acids)
Biological process (GO): neuromuscular synaptic transmission; regulation of actin filament polymerization
Cellular component (GO): neuromuscular junction; recycling endosome
Molecular function (GO): protein binding
Source: RefSeq, a predicted model, not a curated record